AUGGGCCUCUUCUCUGCCUCGGGCGACUAUGCCCACAGCAAGAAAAAGCUCAACGCUUACAAUCUCUACAUGAUUCUCUUCGUCUCGCUCGGCUCCCUCUGCUACGGAUACACUGCCAACGUCAUCUCCGCUACCCUCGCUCAGCCGACGUUCACCUCGUACUUUGAGCUAGAUACCAGGCCGGAUGGGACUGCGUUACUGUCGGCGACCAAUGGCAUCUUCCAGACUGGAGGUGUGAUCGGGACGUUGAGCCUGAGUUGGUUCAGUGACAAAUGGGGGCGGAAAGGUGGACUGCUGGUGAGCGCAACACUCAUCAUCAUCUCCGGAGCCGUCCUGGCAGGCAGUCCCAACAUGGCCACCUUCCUGGUCUUCCGGUUCUUCGCCGGUGCAGGAGCUUUCAUGAUCCUCGCCGCCGUACCCAUCUGGAUGGCUGAGAUCGUACCGCCCUACCUUCGUGGUGCUCUGGUACAGAUCCAUGGCAUCAUUCUUGUACUGGGGUAUAAUUUUGCCUCUUGGCUAGGCUUCGGAAUCUAUCACUGGAAGGACGGCGGCUCGGCCACCUGGCGUAUACCCUUCGCUGUGCAAUGCCUUUGGCCGCUUUGCUUGAUCAUCGGGCUGUGGUGGGUUCCCGAGUCUCCGCGUUGGUUAAUCUGGAAGGACCGCCAUGAAGAAGCCAAAAAGAUCCUGCUCCACCUGCAUGACGACCCUGCCGAUCCUUCCCACACCUUGGCUCGCACAGAGUACAUCCAGAUCGAAAGACAGAUCGCCAUCGACCGCACGCUGCCGACGAGCUGGAUGCAUGUUAUGAAGAAGUCGACUUUGCGGAAGCGAGCUCUGAUCACGAUUGGAACGACCGGUUUCAUCCAGUGCUCCGGCAUUCUCGUCAUUAACAACUACGGGCCGCUGCUGUAUGCUGGUCUUGGAUACCCCACCGAAACCCAGCUCCUCUACGGCGCAGCAUGGCUCACCUUUGCUCUAGGCCUGAACUCCAUCUCACUCUUCAUCAACGACCACUACUCCCGUAACCGCCUUAUGGCCAUCGGCGUCUUCGGCUGCAUGGUCGUGCUCUCCUGCGAAGCUGGCAUCGUUGCCAAUUACGUCGACUCUACCAACUACGCUGCCCUUCGCGCCGGGGUUGCCUUCCUCUUCCUAAUCGAGGUCCCUUAUGACUUCUGCCUGAAUGGCAUGCAGUUUAUCUACAUCUCCGAGAUUUGGCCAGUCCACUUACGAGCGAAGGGAAUGAGCCUAGGCGUCGCCAUGAUAUCGUUCAUGAACAUAGUUUGGCUUCAGAGUGCCCCCACAGCGCUGGCCAAUAUCGGCUGGUAUUACUAUCUUGCCUUCAUUAUUCCCGGGACCAUCGGAGCGGUCGUUAUGUUCCUCUACUUCCCCGACACACUGGGCAAGCCACUGGAGGAAAUUGCGGCCCUGUUUGGCGAUCAUGACGAAGUCGCGGGUUACAUGCGAGACAUCGAAAUCAGCUCUGAAGAAAUCGAAAACGUUGGCGGUUUCGGGAGAGAAAAGGGCGGGUCGACGCACAACGAACACCACGCCGCCGGUAAGGCGUAA
Molecule: messenger RNA, 1566 nt
Organism: Saxophila tyrrhenica
Lineage: Eukaryota; Fungi; Ascomycota; Dothideomycetes; Mycosphaerellales; Extremaceae
Exons: 11
Coding region: 1-1566 (521 amino acids)
Biological process (GO): transmembrane transport; carbohydrate transport
Cellular component (GO): membrane
Molecular function (GO): carbohydrate:proton symporter activity
Source: RefSeq, a predicted model, not a curated record